Molecule: messenger RNA, 690 nt
Organism: Rotaria socialis
Lineage: Eukaryota; Metazoa; Rotifera; Eurotatoria; Philodinida; Philodinidae
Source: the annotation of a GenBank genome assembly
AUGAACCGCUGCCUUCUCGAUGUUCUACCAGCUGAGAUAUUUCAUAUUAUUUUUAACUAUUUUUGGGCACACGAAAUUUUCACAAUAUUUUCCGAUGUAAGCCCUUACCUCAAUGCUGUUUUAGUUUCCUAUUCCAGCUAUCAAGUUAACUUUCGAUCAAUCCUAAAGCCCCAUUUUGACCAUAUCUGUCGUGUUCUGCGACCAGAUCAAAUUCUUUCACUAAUACUUUCUGACUCCUAUGGUACACCACACCAAUCUGAACUAUUCUUAUCUCAUUAUCGAGCUGAUUCAUUCACUCGACUUCGAUCACUUACAUUGGACAAAAUUGAAACGAAAUCGUUGGUCAUCAUUCUUCGCCAAAUACAGAAACUAAAUCGACAUGUCCGACUUUCAUUGCACAAUUGUGAUAUCAGUCCACUAGUUUCGAUUGAAAUAUCAUCUCAACUACAAUCGUUGAAAAUCGGCAGUAGCAAUUCAAAAAAAUCGAGAGUUCCACUAUCGGUAUUCAACACCAAAAGUUCAACACUACCUACUGAUGAUUUUGAGCAUAUUUGUGAAAAUGCAUCGCAACUUCAAUCGCUACAUGUUCGAUGUGAUGAUACGAUCGCAAUCAUUCGUUCUUUGUUGAAAUUACCUCAGCUUACUCGUCUUGUUCUUGAAAUUACAGGUAAACACGGCUGGACUAUGUAA